This is a messenger RNA of Lodderomyces margitis, 2454 nucleotides long. Its product is annotated as ubiquitin-ubiquitin ligase. Gene Ontology annotation, molecular function: ubiquitin-ubiquitin ligase activity. Lineage: Eukaryota; Fungi; Ascomycota; Pichiomycetes; Serinales; Debaryomycetaceae. The record is from RefSeq and is a predicted model, not a curated record. Gene Ontology annotation, cellular component: ubiquitin ligase complex. Gene Ontology annotation, biological process: protein monoubiquitination; protein polyubiquitination. The coding region runs from base 1 to 2454 and encodes 817 amino acids. The transcript has a single exon.
AUGACGAGAAAAACAUCAAAGCUAGAUAAGUACGACUUGCCACCCUCAUAUGAUAUAUCUGAGGGCAACAAUGAUGCCGAAGUUGAAGCUAGAUCUAAAAAGUCGAGGCUGAAGAACGUGCCAUAUAGGCCGUCGCCUGAACAGCAGCGACAGAUCGAUCUUUUAUCGGGGACUGCAACAAACAGCUCAAGGCCACAAUCCCAUCUAACGGCUGUCAAUAGUGCAACCCGUACAGAAUACUUUGAUUUGCUUCCAUCUUUUGAAAUGUUCCAGAGCAUACUAAGACGAGAUGAUCGUCAAUUUCAGGAGGAUUUUUCCAGAUCUCCGCCACGAUAUGGCGAUACCUUAAAUAGUACAUCUAGCAACGAUGUAUCGCUAGCACUGACUCCACGCCAGUCAAUUGAUCAGAGCCUAACCAAUUUGGUCCCCGAAUAUACAAUAGAACAGGAGUUGGAAAGACAACGGGAACAGGAGCAAGGGGUGUUCAGUGAAGUCAGUCCUAGGCCAUUGCUAAGUCCCAUGGUUUCAUCUCCUGGUGUGCAUAAUCAGAACGUUGCUGUAACGCAAGAAACGUAUGGGGCAUCACCUUUGGACAACAUAGAUAAAUUGCAUAAAGCAACAAAUUCUGCAAUCGACAUUCAAAUAUAUGUUACUAAAACGAUUCCACAGCCAAACACCAAAAGUGAAUUAGAAUUUCGCUUAAAAGAGUACACCAGUGGUGACCACGUCAAUGGAUAUGUUGUUGUGACAAAUACUUCAGAUUCACCGGUUGAGUUUGGUCUCUUCACUGUUUCACUUGAAGGAACUGUCAAAUCUACGGAGAAGAAUCCACACGCAUUCAAUUUUAACAACAAGUACAGCCGAAUCUUGAUGAAGAAGUUUCUCAAAAUGUAUGAUUUGAGUGCAAGUUACGGAUACACAUAUGUGCCAAAUAGUGCUGGGAUCGAAUACGAGCCAUUUACCUUGGAUAAAAUGGAUGGUUGUUUGAUUGGUCUCCCCGAUAACAGGAUAUUACAGCCAAAGACCAAAUACAAGAAGUUUUUCACUUUCAAGUUCCCCCAUGGAUUGUUGGACAACGCUUGUGUAAAUUCGGUUCUUCCACAUUUGUUACCACCGCCCUCAAUGGGGGUGGACAAGACGUGUUUCUACAAUAGAGGUGAAAGUAUAACCUUGAACAAGACAUUGGGAUACGGCACCUUAAAUAUAAGGGGCACUCCGUUGUUGACAAGGGACUUUUGUUUUGACGACAUGAGUGUUUCCUAUACCAUCGAGGCUAAAAUUAUCGACAAAGUUAACUCGAAAGAGGCUGUUUCGCAUCAAGAUAUAGACAAUGCCACAAAUGAUUAUGUGAUUUCUAAAUCUGCACAAUACUUUCUUCGCUUCAUUCCAGAUUUGAAAGAGCAGGUUGCAUAUUGCAAACUACACAGCUUAGGCAAUUUCCCUGACGUAGGACUCGGUGGCAAAUUUUUAGAGCAAUUGAAGUACAACACCACCUGGCAUCAAAUUCAAGAACUAAAUAAUAAAGUGGAAAAGGAGAUUGACCAGAAGCUCAACAGUGAUGAAUUAUCGCCUUUUGAAAUGAAGUUGAAGAAUUUAAAGCUUAAUGAAGACUCGAAGAUAAUCCUUGAUGACAACUUUGUCACAACUAACCGCCCGGUAGAUAUAUAUGGAAAGAAGAAGAAAAUGAUUUUAUCUUCCCUAAUCAAAAUAGGACAGCUGACAAUGUCGAUCAAUUUCCCUGAUAAGGUUAUACCGUAUGGGUCGCCAAGAUUGUUGAUGAAAUAUAAUAGUGGAAAUGACAAUUCCUUGCAUCCAGUAACCAGCAAUAUGGAAGAGCUAUAUAAUCGAGAUGAUGAAGAUGUACUUGACACCCUUGAGACUGACUUGUGUUUUGAGAGUGAUAGCAAUAUUAGACCACCUCCAAUAAAGGUCAGCACAAACAUAGUGGUAUGGUCAUAUCACACGGAGUACCCUCUUUCGUUUGAAAUUGGCUAUGACUUUUUCUACAAGAAUCAAGCAAAUGCACUGAAUGACUCUGUAGAGACAACUGAGAAGAACUUGCACCAGAUAAAAGAUCAAGUUGGUCAUUACAUCAAUUUUUUGAAAUCAAAUUCAUUAAUUGUCAGCAAAGAAUCGUUCAUGCACUUGAAAUCUGUGCAAAAAUUGGGCAUAAUGAAGGACACGGUCAAGGACUAUUUUCGGACCGAUCUCGAUGAGCCUGAUUGGAAUGUCUCACAGUUAGGCAAUGGGAAAUUCAGGUGGACAAAACGAUUGAAGAUAUCCUUGAGCGUAGAAAACAAACAUAAUGUAACGUUGAUACCCACAUUCCAGAACUGCUUAGUGGGUAGGUUGUACUGCUUGCAAGUCGUGGUCAAAUACAAGGGAACAAAUAGUGAACAGAAUGAGUUUGCACACAAUGUCGUUAGUUUAGAUGUUCCGGUGUUGGUAGGAUGA